GUUUAAUGAGGCGGUUUACUCUAUCCAUUUGCCUAUCUCUUCUCUUACUUUCACUCAUCACAAAUAAUCAUAGGUCAAUGUAUACACCUGUAACAACAGUCUCUAUCACCAUCUUUGUGCACAUAUGAACAGAAAAAAAACAUGAAAAUAAUAUUGUGGCUUUACUUCUGCUUAGCAAAACAUUUUUUUUAAACAUUGUAUGUACAUAUGAUGAUGAGAAUUAUAACGAAAUAUUGCAUUCGUAAUUGAUUAACGUAUUCUGUAUAAAUUCAUAGAUUGCAAUGAACAGGUGAAUACUGUACUUCUGUGUACACACAAUCAUUAUAAAAAAUAAACGGGAAACACUAACCUUCUACACACAAACUUAUCUUCCAUACACAGAACACACACAUGCACAUUCAAAAGACCUGGCACCAAAUGUACUGCACACGUAUACAUCACUGUAUGCAGAUGUUUAUACUAGCAUUAACCAACCAACAUCAAUAAGAAUAAUCAUUAUUAUUAUUAUUAAUCAUAAUAUAAGAGUGAUUAUAUCAUUAUUCAAUCAACCAACCAAACAAUGGAUAAUUUUAGAACUGAUUCAUUCAAACAAAGCGUAAUAGUACACAAUCAAUGUUCAAUGUCCAAUAAAAUUCUUGACUAACUAUCAAACAUUAUGUUAAAUUAUUUUAAUGAAAGAAAACUAUGUUGUACACAGUUGAGUAAUGAAUGAAUGAGUCAGUGAGUCAGUUUAAAAAAAAAAUUAUUGAUGAAAAUUCAACUGAUGGAUAUGCAUUUUUAAAACAUUUGGAUAUUUACUCAUAUUACUGAUACAUUAAUCUGAUGAAGUUGCGGUGUUACUAAUCAUUAUAAAAGAAGUGACUUCAGUUAACCCUAGAAAAAGAUAUACAUAUAUACACCUUUCAACAAGUAUCCUGUGUAUGUAACCUAUUCUGCUGUUAAAUUAAAAUGGAUUUUGUAAUUUUGAAAGUGAAUGGUCAAGAUCUUCGAAAUGCAACCCAUGAACAAGCGAUUGAAGCCUUUCAAAAUGCAAAAGAACCAAUUAUUGUAGAGGUGGCUCGUCGUGAUCCAAAUGUUGAUUCAGUACAGAAAUCAAUAGUGAAUUCGAAUUCGAAUCAUCUGAACAAUGUCAGUAACCAAAGCAAGUGUUCAGUUGCUGUUCAAACUGAUCCAAGUACAGCUGAAGCCACGUUGGCUGCAAUGGCUGCUGCGGCUUUUACAACUGAAGAUAUACGCACUGCACUGGGCAUGAGGCAUCCGGGUUUAACAAGUUUGGAAUGUAUUUACCAUCCAGAAUUUCCUGAUCUUGUGGAUAUAGUUGAGGAAGAUGAUGAUGAUGAUGAUGAUGACGACGACGAGGAUGAUAUAAUUGAUGAGCAUCUUGAUGAAGAUCUCGAAGUCUUACAAAAACUGGAUCCCAACAACAAUAAUAAUCCUAUGAAAGAAGAUAUUAUCUCCUCGUCCAGUGUUAACUGCGAUUCAAGAUCAAAUAACUGUCCAUGUUUUUCAAAUGAUAAUCCAGAAUAUGAUACAAUAUCUGAUGUGACAAAUAUGAAUACUAAAUUACAAAGAAGACCAGAUGGAAGCAGAUGGAAUUCAUUUGGAAGCCAGUCUAAAAAUGUGACAAUCAAAGAAGUCACUUUAAGUCGUAAAAUAUCAGAAGAAAAGUUUGGUUUAACUUUGUGCUACCGUCAAGGUGAUGCUUGCAGUUCAAGCUGUGAUGUUUAUGUGGGUGAUUUGGAAUUCGAUAGUUUAGCAGCCCAAAGUGGACAAAUUUUUAGUGGUGAUCAGAUUCUGGAAAUCAAUGGUCAAACAAUCAAGUCAAGAGAACACGUUAUUGAUUUAUUUCAACAAAGCAAAUCAAAAGUUGUGUUAUUAAUUGCCAGAGAGAAAACUGUAGGUUGCAUCGUGCCAGAAGUAUCUGAUACUAAAAUGGGAGCAGCAGAUGCAGUAUCCUCAACAUCACCAAUACAAAUGGAUAUGAAGCAUAGGAAAGACAAUGAAUCUGUUUGUCUACUGCAAAAUUUAUCAACUCAAGAUUCUCAGACAUGUUCAUCUCUUUCAGUUAAGGAAUUAUCAAGUAAUGAAUUUUGUGCAUCAAAUGAUUUUACCAAUUCCAUGAAUAAAGACUGUUCUAAUUUCGGGGUAUAUAAACGUCCAGAUCAAGAUUCUGGUAUGGGCAGAACAACUGAUGAAAGCGUACGCACAGAAGAAAGCUCAGAACAGGAGAUUGAAAAUGAUAGCCAACAGCAGCAACAACAAAGACGCCAGCAGCGACAACAUCAGCAAGACAAUCUUAUAUCUGAAUUAACACAAAUGACCAAAUCUACAUGCUCACAGUUGAAAUUCUGUGAUAGUGAUAAGCUAAAUCCAAUUCUAUGUGAUAAUUCGCUAUCACAGACAACAAUGACAACUACACCAUUGGAUAAAUCAGUCAUCAAUCCAUCUGAUGUAUUCGCUGACUACUCAGAUCCCAUUGAUCCAAUCGAUCAAGAACUUGUACAACUUGGACGUUUAAUGCAAUCACUUGCAGUACAUUGUAGACAAUUAGUACAAGCUAAACUGCAUUUUAAUAGGAUAGAUAAUUGUAUGCAAUAUCCUUUCCCCAUGCCUCAUUAUUCAGAUGAACUGCAUCCAGGUGAAUGUGAAGAAAAUAACUCUAUCCAGCACCAGUCAAUCCCACAAACGACAGUGUCACCAAUGUCAGCAUCAGUGGCGACAGUCACAACAGCAGCAGCAAUCACUCCACCAGUACAAGCAAGAACGUCCAACCAACAGACUGAAAAUUGUUGUCAUUCUAAUGUGAGUGAUAUGUACAGCAAAAAAGGUUUAAUCAGUAAAUCAAACGAAGGAAUCUCGAAUGGAUCCCCUUUAGUUUAUACAAAAGAUAAUAAUAAUAACAACAAUAAUACCAGUAACCCAUCAACUAGACUGCCGAGAAUGGGAACAAGAAUGGAACCGUCUGUAAUGGGUUCUGUAAGCUCUAACGAUUCUGGAGGAUUAUUUAAUGACAAGAAGUUGAACAAUGUACCCUCAACUACAAUAUCGCAACUACAAAUGACAACGACAACAACUACGAUAAGCGGAAAAUUCUCUCAUAGUCAGUUUCCAGCAAAUGUUAGAGAAGAACGUGCUCUUUCCUCGGAACGUCACAAUUCACCAAGACAACCAACAAGUUAUACCAAAGACUCUAGUCAAUCAAUUGAACAGGAUAUAACUUAUCCAGAUAAUUUAGAACAGAAUAUGCUGAAUGGUAGCGGUGACACUAGUGCAUAUUGUACUAGUGAAAGUAGAAGAAGCCAAAAUAAUUCAGUGAUCAGUAAUACACACAAUAACAGUAGUAGUAAUGUUAAUGCCAAUAUUACCACCACUAAUAACAGUAAUGAUAAGAGAACACGUAAUGGAAGCCUUGUUGAUCAUCGUUAUGGCAAUAACAGUAAGGAUAAUAACCACAAUAGUAAAACUAUUCCUAAUACACCAUUCCCUGUGAUAACAACAUUAUGCAACAAUUAUCCUGCAAGGACAAUAAAUAGCCUACAUUACAGCGGUGGUGGUGGCGAUAUUAGUGGUGGUGGUGGGAUUGCUGCAUCACUAUCUGAUCUAGGUGGCUCCCUACUUUCAUUGUCUGCAGUCAUUUCAGAUCCCCAUAACCAUCACCAUCAUCACCAUAAUUCCAGUGAACCUAAAGUCAAUGUGAAUCACACUAUGACACAUGAUUCAUUUAGUCCAUCAUCUAAUUGGUCAAUUGACGGUAAUUCACAGUAUAACAAUCAAUAUAUUCAACCAGAUCCAAUGAUCAAUUAUGCAGAAGCUUAUUAUACACCAAUACGCCAACUGGACUCACCACCAUCAAGAUCAUCAUCUUCUUUGAUAUCAGGUAGAAAUACUAAAUCAUCGAAUGAACAACUACCAAAUACACAAGAUAACUAUAAUCAAUCCUCACCAUCUAAUCAUACUUCAAGUCCAUUUCAUGAGAAGAAAACUAUAAAUUAUGCAAAGGAAAUUUUAUUGAAAGGAAACACAAAACUACAAAACUCUAAUUUUAAUCUUAUCCCACCUUAUCAACAGCAACUGCAGUAUCAAAACCAGCAACAACCUCGACAUCAUCAACAAUUACAUAAUCCCAGCGUUACUUUUGAACAGAAUUCACAGAAACUUCUGAAAGAUGGUAUGUUGUCAGCCUCGAUAUCAUCCACAUCACCUCAUUUUAGUUAUAAUCCAGUACCGCCAUCUAUAGACAAGAGAAUCAAUUAUUUACAGCAUUCAUAUGAAUUUUAUGAUCGAUUUUGUUUCCCUCAAAUGACUGCAACAGCAAAAAAUAGAAGAAUACAAACUGUUACACAACAACAUGAAAAAACAUUAUGGAAUCAACAACUAUGUAAGCCAUUUUCACACUUAAAUGAACCCAAGAAUUUCGAAGAAACAAAUCAAACUACUGGAGAAACCAAUCUCUCAGAUAUCUAUGAAACACCCUAUGCUUCUGUGACAUUACACGAUGAACCAAUAAAUGAACAAUAUACAGUUGACAAUAGUCUAUCAACUAAUCCAACAACUUCAAUGACUGGACUAUCAAUACCAUCUAUGAAUAGGACAGGUGGAGAGUUCAACAAUCUACAGUCAAAAACUAAUAGUUGGUCAUCAGCUAGAAAUAAUUCAUCGGUUUUACCCAAUCCACAGUAUCCUCCAUCGGUUAUGAAUCUCAUUGACAUACCCAACUCCCAAAUGACACAAUUCAGUCAAUCGAAACCAAUUGAUCCGUACUUAUAUUCUAUUGGCUAUUUGGAUUAUAUCACAAAUAAUCCUCUAAUCUAUCCUCGUCCAGUGUACACUUCAGCAAUGUGUCAUUCUAAACAAUAUCAGAAUACUACACCACCUUCGUCAAGUCUACCUCCUUCUGGACAAAUUUAUCCAAUGGAAAACUGGAAUAUGAUGGAAUGGGUGGUUAAAAAGCGUCCAGAUGGUACACGUUAUAUAACUCGUCGACCAAUAAGAAGUCGAAUACUCAAGGAACGAGCAAAACGUGUAGCUGAAGAACGUUCUGGUAUCACUACAGAUGAUGAUGCAAUGAGUGAAUUAAAAACUGGUCGUUAUUGGAAUCGUUCAGAGCGUAAAAAACAAUUAGAAAAAGCUAAAGCUGAUAGAAAACGUAAACAAAUGUCAACAUUACUACGUCAAUCUUCACAAGAUCGUGGUACAGAUAUGAAAUCUUCACAUAAAAAUUCACCUAUACUAAAUACAAAUGUUAACAAUAAUAGUACAACGAAAUUAGUUACUAUGACAACUGUGUAAAAACAGUGGUUACAUUUGUAUAUUUUACACUUUAGAAUUUAACUAAGUGUUUUUUUUUGGAAACAAUACUUUCGUAUGAAAGUUAAGCUAUUUCUGGUUAACUUGUGAUCAGUAACAGAUUCAUGUAUAUUUGAGUACACAAAACGCAUAUACAAAUAACACAAGAUAUGCAGAUCAUAGACUGUACUUGCCACCAAUGAAUGGUACCUGGUUUACGAGUAUAUACGUAUAAACAGAUGAUUAUAACUUACAGAUAGAUUAAGGAAACAUAAACAUCUGAUACCUUAUUCAUUAUAAUUCAUUGUAUAUACAUAAUCUAUCUACUCUAUGCAGAUAUACCCUAAUGGAUAGAUGUUAUAAAGAAAGUUAAAUUCUUAAGAAUUUCAGUCCCUUCUUUACCUAUCUAUUCAUCAUUAUACAAGUAUAUAUUCAUUUGAUCAAUAUGUAACGUAAAAAUAACCAUUGAUUGUUUUAAAUUAACUCUGUCAGUAAAAAAUUAUGCAUUUAACUUUGACUGAGUUGAUCACAGUAUACAUAUUUAUAAUAAACAAUAAAA
Messenger RNA from Heterobilharzia americana, 5845 nucleotides. NCBI's taxonomy places the organism in Eukaryota, Metazoa, Platyhelminthes, Trematoda, Strigeidida, Schistosomatidae. The record is from the annotation of a GenBank genome assembly.